AUGACAUUUCUGUGUCCUCAGGAUGCAUCAUCCUCUCAGCAUACUGAUGUCACCUUAGCUUCCAUGUCCAGGGGUUUUAUCACAGCAGCCCGCGGUUCCCAGUCCCUGGCACCACCCAGCAGCUCCCGGCUCCCCCUCCCCUCCAGACCUGGCACUCGCCCUCAACCAAAAUGGCGCCGACGGCCUCAGUACGUCAAGCGACGUGCCCGCCGGCCUCCUCCCGCGCUUCUUUUAUCCCCGCAGCCAGAAGCCGAGCAGCAGAGCGGAAAGCCUGACUUUGGGGUCCGCGGUGGUUUAGGCAGCGCCAGGGCUGUUGUGUGGCUGCACGGUGGUGCUGCAGGGCGGGAUGCUGUACCCCCGGGAGAGCCCGUCAUGGAAGUGCAAGGAGCUGGACAGCCCCUGGAGCUUCCGCGCCGACUUCUCCGACGACCGGCGCCGGGGCUUCCAGGAGCGGUGGUAGCGGCCGCUGCUGCGUUUGGCCCCACCCUGGACAUGCAGGUUCUCUCCAGCUUCAAGAACAUCUGCCAGGACUCGCGGCUAUGGCAUUUUUGUCAGCUGGGUGUGGCACAAAUGGGAUGUGACCUUGCCAGAGUGGUGGACCCAGGACCUGCAGAGAAGAGUGGUGCUGAGGAUUGGCAGUGCCCACUCCUAUGCCAUUCUGAAUGGACGGGCCUGGAUCUGGGGAGGCCACAGACAUGUGGGCUGAGGUUAAACAACCCACAGCAGGGGUCCAGCAAACCA
Messenger RNA from Callithrix jacchus (white-tufted-ear marmoset), 741 nucleotides. Lineage: Eukaryota; Metazoa; Chordata; Mammalia; Primates; Cebidae. The record is from RefSeq and is a predicted model, not a curated record.